AUGGAUGAACAAAUUUCUAUUGCAACAUAUCAAUCAGUUCGUUAUCGUAACGCUAUCGUACAAUUUGAAACAGUAACUCUUAAUGGUAUCGAAUGUUUAGUUUUGGAAGACGUUCGUCAACGUUUUCCUACAGUGACAUCGUUAUGUAUUGAAAACACCCAAAUAGCAUUUCUUCGUGACGAAAAUGGACAACGUUCAGAGCCUCAACGUAUUAAAGCAUAUAAAGAUGUACUUAUUGAUGCUUUUGAUCCCGAAGAACAAUACAAUGAUUAUAUUUAUACUCGCAUCGAUCGUCUCGAUAAAAACGUGCAUAACAUACAAAAAACAGUUGACCUUAUUCACAUCAAUUCACAGGAGACUUUGAUUACGACGAGACAAGCUAUGACGCAAAAUUAUGAGCUUCAUGAAUAUACUACUCCUCGUUAUUUUUAUAUUCUACCUAUAGAAGAUUAUAAUCGAGGAGUUCUAAAUUCUGUAAAAGGUUACUUUCAGCAUCAAUAUAAAUUAUAUUUCCUAUGUGACUGUUCAGACAAUCCUACACAACGGCAUGUUGCAUUACAUGAAGGUUAUGUAGUUAAGAAACCAAAAGAAUUUAUUGUGAAGUAUGGACCUCACCUACGCACAACAUUAGGUAUCGUUCGAAUUCUACUUGGUGUCGGAAUUAGCAUUCUUCCGCUAGUCGACAACAUACCAGGUUUUACAAAUACCAAGUCCAUUCCUCGAGUAGGUCCAUCAACGACUACUAGUGUUAACAAUCAACUAGAUAUGAUGACCGCAGCAAUUCAAGAAAUUGAAACUACAACUCCGCCUGUAGAUACAUCACAAACUACGACAAGUACUUCUCAAAAGACUGCGUUACAUGGUGCUGAACUGCGAGAAUUGGAAAAUUAUUUAGAAAACGUUGAUACGAAGAAAAGUCUGGGUAAUUUACAUCGAAUGAUUAGUGACGAUGGUCAUGUUCGAUGGGUAUGUUUAGAACAUUAUGAUACGAUUAGUUUUAACAAUAAACUAUCUGAAAAUAUCCAUCAAUUUGAAGCUUUUGGAGGAACAUUUAAUCGAGAAACAAAAGAAGCGGUUAUAGAGGACAAAUAUCUGACUAGUGAUCAUGUCACAAUAUUAUGUAAUCUAUUAAAAAAAGGAUUUACCUUUGCUAUUUUAAAAUUAGUGAAAUGUUCAUUAAAGAAUACAACUGAUCUUGAUCAAUUAUUUGACGUUACUAUUAAUCGUUCUUCUAUUUGUCGUGUAGACAUUUUCGAUCUUACAGUUCAAUCUCUAAUAGGAAGUCCAAAAUGUAUUUGCAAAUAUAUGUCGAUACAUACUAAAGAUCAUGUCGUAGAAAUACAAGCACCGGGACGCUAUCAAAACAUAGAUUUGAAAAUCUUUCAUCAACUUUGGUCUCAAAGCAAGAUACGUCGAGUAUUUCGCAUUCAUGGUUUUGAAGUUUUUCCAAAUGAUGAAAAAACAUUUUGUGGGGCUACACAAACAACAUCAGACUCGAAAAUAUUGUCCAUCAGUCAUCUGCAUAAUAUCGAAUUUCUGAAUAUUCUCCUUACAAAUGAUUUUUCAAUCAGUCAAUUAAAACUGAACUUCUGCUUCAGUUCGCCUACUAUUAUGAUUAAUUUUUGUCAAACAUUGAAAAAAAACCAAACACUGCUAGAACUUGAUAUUAUGAGUUAUACUAGUUUUGAUAAUGAACAAGUCAUGAUUGAACUGAUGAAGUCAUUACGCAAUCAUAAAUCAUUGAAAAAGGUUAGUCUUUUCAUUUCUGACAUCAAAUUAUCGGACGAAAAAGAACGUUGUUUGAUUGAUCUGCUAUUGAAUGACUCAUUUAUUUCUUGUUUAUGCUUAUCAAAUUGUUUUGUUUCGCAUGAACUUACAGAAGCACUUAUUAAAGCUUCAGAAUCAACAAAACCUUAUUCAUUCACUUCACUUGAAAUGUAUCAUUAUCAGAUGGAUGAUGCAGAUAAAUCGAAACUCCAAUUACAGCAUAAUGAGAAGAAAUUAGCAAAUCUAUUAUUUUCAAAGGAACAUUAUUGGUGCAAGGCCUUGAACAAAAUGCGAUAUCAGUUUCAACAAGGUAAGUAUCGUUUACCUUAA
Messenger RNA from Adineta steineri, 2097 nucleotides. Lineage: Eukaryota; Metazoa; Rotifera; Eurotatoria; Adinetida; Adinetidae. The record is from the annotation of a GenBank genome assembly.